Mesorhabditis spiculigera is the source of this 684-nucleotide messenger RNA. NCBI's taxonomy places the organism in Eukaryota, Metazoa, Nematoda, Chromadorea, Rhabditida, Rhabditidae. The record is from the annotation of a GenBank genome assembly.
AUGGGCGAGCAGUUCGAGAAUAUUGCCGCUGGGUCCCAACUUUUUGAUGUCCUCGCCGGCAAAUCCACCUUCAUCGGCAUUCGCAGAAUUAAUGGAACUUGGAGCUACGCCGAUGGAACACCAUUGACGUUCCAGAAGUGGAAGAGCGCGAAUGAGACAAAUCAAGUCGGCUUUGACUGCGCCAUGAUGCAGGGCAACGACUUCUCGUGGUAUUCGACAAAGUGCGAGCUGAAGUGGCCCUUCAUCUGCACGUUCCCGGAUGGAAGGGAUGGAAACUGCCCUAAUGGCUGGAAAUUCUAUCAACGCACCAGCUCGUGCUACUGGACUCCGAACGUCAACCGGAAUCAGCCCCUUAACAUCAGCCUCUACGACGCACUUUCUGCUGUACUGCUGGCCAUCAUCUCGGCCAAGUACUGCCCGCCCGGCUCGAUCGACUACAGCGAUGGGAAGGAGUGCGUGAUGGUCAUUGAUGCGGGAGCCGACUAUCCGACCUCUCAACGUCUCUGUCAUCUUAUGGGAGGCCGACUCAUCCAGGCGCAAAAUCAAUUCGAAAAUCUUGUAGCUGGAUCCCAGGCUCUUGACGUCCUCAGCGGCCACGCCGCGCUGAUUGGCGUCAUCCAGCUGAACGGAACUUGGAUGUACGGAGAUGGGACGCCGUUGAAAUACUCGGAAGUGGAAGACUCG